Molecule: messenger RNA, 981 nt
Organism: Penicillium salamii
Lineage: Eukaryota; Fungi; Ascomycota; Eurotiomycetes; Eurotiales; Aspergillaceae
Source: the annotation of a GenBank genome assembly
AUGACGUCGACCAUCGCAUCCAAAUCCACGCCCAUUCCCCCAGGCAUCUACUGCCCCGUGAUCUCUCUUUACAAGGCGACCGCCCGACAAGAAGUUGACUACGAUGCAUCAUAUAAAUUCUUCUCACAUCUGAUUCGCGGGGGUGUCGACGGCCUUGUUCUCGCUGGAACUACCGCCGAGGCCGUUCUGCUAUCUGCCGAAGAGCGCAAGGAGCUGGUCAAGGUCGCGAGAAAAGCUGCUGUUGAUCUCGGUCGUCCAGAGUUCCCCGUCGUUGCCGGAAUCAGCGGACAAUCUACCAAUGAAUCGAUCAGACUCGCAGAAGAUGCAUUGGAGGCGGGCGCUAGUUUCGGUCUGCUAUUACCCCCGAGCUACUGGGCCAAGGCCGUGACAAAGGACGUCAUUGUCGGAUUCUAUCGAGAUGUCGCGGACUCUACUUCAUUGCCCAUUGUCAUUUACAGCUUCCCCGCCAUGUGCAACGGCAUCGACAUGAACUCCGAUACAAUGUCCGAACUAGCACAACAUCCUAACAUCGUCGGAGUCAAACUGACAUGCGGAAAUGCCGGAAAGGUCACUCGACUCACUGAAGAGUACAGCCAUGAGCAGUUUGCAGUCUACGCCGGAUCCUCUGAUUGGCUUAUCCCCUGUCUUGCCGGCGGUGGUGGUGGAUGCGUCACAGGAAUUGCUAAUGUGUUCCCCAAGUGUGUUGCGCAUCUAUACGCGCUAUGGAAUCAGGGGAAGACCAAGGAAGCGGGAGAAUUACAGGGCCUGGUGGCUCGGGCCGAGAAGGCGUGCAAGGAGGGUAUAGCACCCACCAAGUUCGGAGCUGCCCAUUUUGCGGGUCCUGCUGCUGGUAUUACCGAUGCAAAGACUUUCUGGCCUCGGAAACCAUAUACCCCGUGUGGGGAAGAAAAGUCGGCUUGGGUGGUUGAGGUGAUGCAGCAUUUGGAGAAGCUGGAGCAAACACUGCCUGACGCUGCCUGA